Molecule: messenger RNA, 1288 nt
Organism: Nelumbo nucifera (sacred lotus)
Lineage: Eukaryota; Viridiplantae; Streptophyta; Magnoliopsida; Proteales; Nelumbonaceae
Source: RefSeq, a predicted model, not a curated record
UACAUCUUAUCAGCUCCACUGUCGACUACAACCAUCUCUUACCACUAUAUAUCACUCCUCAGCUUCCUUCCCCAAACCAACGAAAAUCACUUGGACUCGCAGCAUCUCCUCUCAAACCACAACUCCCCCAAUGGCUAAACAUCUCUCACUUGCUUCUGCAACACUUAAGACAACGAUCUACGUCCUCUUGAUAACCAUCACCGUCGGAUGUGCCAACUCAGCUAGGACCCUCAUGGAGGAGGACGCAGCACCACCGGCUCCUGCGACUGCACCAGAGGCAUCGAGUCCUGUGACAGCACUUGUUCCUGAUGCGGUACCUCCUGCAGUAACACCGGUCCCUGACGUGGCACCGGAGGCGGCUCCGGCGAUCACGCAACCAAGUAAUGGAGCAGCUGGGGUAGGAGUUACCACUAGUAGUGUCACCGCAACACACCCUGACGCAAACCCCCCAUUGUCCUUCUUCAUGCACGAUAUCCUAGGCGGGACAACACCGUCGGCGAAGGUGGUGACCGGGAUCGUUGCCACCUCCGGUAUGAACGGUAUCCCUUUCUCCAGACCGAAUAGUGGUGUCUUCCCCGUGAACGGAGGAGUUCCACUCUUUAACGGUAACAACGGCAUUGUCAACAACAAUAACGUUCCAUUCCUUGCUGGCCUUGGCGGCACAACCACCAGCAGCACCGUUAUUCAGAACAACGGUAACAACAAUGUGGUCAAUGGCGGCAACAAUCUUCCUUUUGUCGCUGCCGGCCAGCUACCAGCCGGAGCCACUCUUCAGAAGCUCAUGUUCGGGACAAUCACCGUGAUCGACGAUGAACUAACUGAAGGACAUGAGAUGGGGUCUUCCGUGGUAGGGAAGGCGCAAGGGUUCUACUUGGCCAGCUCGUUAGGUGGGAGCAGCCAGACAAUGGCACUCACGGCACUGUUCCAUGGUGGUGGUCAUGAGGAUGACAGCAUUAGCUUCUUCGGUGUCCACCGAACAGCAGCCCCAGAGUCUCAGAUUGCUAUAGUUGGAGGCACCGGAAAAUAUGAGAAUGCAAAAGGAUACGCCACGAUUCAGACCCUUCAUCUGUCCGAUCAACACACGACCGAUGGCGUCGAAACCGUGCUUCAGUUCAGCGUCUACCUCGCUCACUAGUGUGUUUGCUCCUUCGCGUGCUUGAAUUGGUUCGUUAAUCUUCACUGGGUUACGUCGUGUUGGACGGAAGAAUAGGUCUCUACUACUUAGUCCAUGUUAUCUUGUAGCUCCAAUGAUGGAAUGAGAACUAUUAUGUUGUACUUGUACACUUUA